AUGUUUAAAGAAAGACUUCAUCGUACACAGAAGUAUUCUUAUCUCAACAAGGCAACGAAUUCGUGCUUAGAUGCUCUGGUGCAAGCUCUGCUUGACGUGGUUGGUGACGUGGUUAGGAACCAUGGAAUCAUGGCAAAUAACAUAAAAGCAGGAACAUCGUGCAAGCACCAUCAAAUAUUGCACGAUGAACAAAAAGUCGCACUCGAUUCUAUGGAUGAAUGUGAUGUGGCAAGCGCCCCUUCAUCCCCAGUCUCGAAUAUAUCUUUCAACUCUGAUUUCAACAAUAAUGUGACGGAAGGAGGGAGCUCCGCAGAGAAAUACCGAGUCUCUCAUGUUCCAGAUUUGGGUAUACCGAUGUUUGAUAUGCCGGUUCGUGGGAGCUCACCAGCGUCCGUGAAACAAAUGAGAAAAGGAGGUUCCCGUUGCCAAGUAGAAUCAAUGUUGAAGAGGAAUGAACUGCGAGCAGGGAAGGAAAAGCACGGUGUUCCUCCUAUAAUCUCCAAGCACAUCGAAGGGGACGACGAGCUCAAUUUUGCGCCGUAUCUGAUAAGAGAGCACCUUCUGCGAAUUCUAUAG
Cooperia oncophora is the source of this 576-nucleotide messenger RNA. Lineage: Eukaryota; Metazoa; Nematoda; Chromadorea; Rhabditida; Trichostrongylidae. The record is from the annotation of a GenBank genome assembly.